GCGGGCGCAGAGGCAGCGUCAGUCUCGGCCGUCUCGCUAUCGCGUUUUUCCGCUAGCUGUCCCGACGCGUCGUCUGUUUCCCCGUCAGUGGAUCAUUUGCGUCCGAUCUGUUUUCACUCAGUUCAUUCGCACGCCGCACCGUAUUUGUGUGUUUUUGUGCGCGCGCGCCCUCGUCUGCUUUAAAGUUUUAAAUCGGAUAAAUAUACACAUAUUUCCACCGCAAGCCGUCGUCCGAGUUUGGUGCGCGCGCCUGCUGGUCGUUGGUUCGUUUUGCGCGCGCGCGUACUCGCGUUAAAAUCGUGUACUAUCUAUAAUUUUAUAGUUAUUAUUAUUACUAUUAUUUUAUAUCGCUCGAAGAGUGUGUGUGCGCGAGUGCGUUUAUCCAGUGCACUUUGACAAAAUUCACUUUUUUCGUUUCCCUCCCCUCUCCCCGCUCCGUGUUGCCGCGUUGUAGCGGUUCGAUCGCGCCUCUGUGGCGAAUAUACGAUGCGGUCGGUCGAUCGGUGCGGCCUACAGUCGUGGUAAAUCCCUCGGAAAAUCCCAACUUCCACCCGAUCUUUGGGGACGUGGAAAGAGUCUGCCGCAAUAGUAUACUGUUGCAGUAUUGCUUCCCGUCCGCUACACUCGGGCCACUUAUCGAUCGCGCGUCGGUGAUGCCGCCGCCGAACUGCGGUAUCCGUCCGGGUGUAACCGCUGUAACUGUUACGGUUGUGCGUGGAGUGAGAACAGCAGUCGCGGUCGCGGCCGCAGAUUAAGCUUGCCGAGCGAUGCCGGCCAGUGGCCGCGGACCGGACCUGACGGCCGCCGCGGCAGCAGCAGCAACAGCCGUCGCGGUCAAGAAGACUUCGCUGGAGAGCGGCGACGAUUCGGAAGAGGAAAGCGAAAUCCUGGAGGAGAGCCCUUGCGGACGGUGGCUGAAAAGACGUGAAGUGGUGGAGCAACGAGAUGUUCCCGGAAUCGACUGCGCGUACUUGGCCAUGGACACUGAAGAGGGCGUGGAGGUGGUGUGGAACGAGGUGCAGUUUUCGGAGCGCAAAAACUACAAGGCCCAAGAAGACAAGAUCCGGCAAGUGUUUGAAAGCCUCACUCAACUCCAGCAUCCCAACAUCGUGAACUUCCAUCGGUAUUGGACGGACACGCACAACGACAAACCACGCGUCAUAUUCAUCACAGAAUACAUGUCUUCUGGCUCGUUGAAACAGUUCCUAAAACGUACCAAACGCAACGUGAAGAAGAUUUCACUGACCGCGUGGAAACGAUGGUGCACGCAAAUCCUAUCUGCCCUAAGUUACUUGCAUUCAUGUUCACCGCCCAUCAUCCAUGGGAAUCUGACCUGUGACACGAUAUUUAUCCAACACAAUGGACUCGUGAAAAUAGGAUCAGUUGCUCCGGACACCAUUCACGUCCACAUCAAGACUUGCCGGGAAAACAUGAAAAAUAUGCAUUUUAUUGCCCCUGAAUGCGGAAAUUUCGUGACACCCGCCAUCGACAUUUACGCGUUUGGCAUGUGUGCAUUAGAAAUGGCCACGCUGGAGAUACAGGGCAACGGCGACAGUGGCACGCUGGUCACACAGGACCACAUCAAUCGCACUAUCGAGUCGCUAGACGAUCCACUGCAAAAGGAUCUUAUCUACCAGUGUCUAACGGCCGAUUUUGAGAAACGUCCGUCGGCGCGGACGUUACUCUUCCACCCCGUACUGUUUGAGGUGCACGCGUUGAAAUUACUUGCGGCGCACGCUCUGGUCAAGACUGAACAUUUUGCCGACAGACUGUCUGAUGAGGUAUACCCUCAAGAAAAAAUAAUCGCUGAAAUUUUGCACGCCGACGAGACUCGAUCGGUCCAGUUCAAAAUGUCCGAUGUCCCAGAGAGCAAUAAGCUCGAAAAGUUCGUCGAGGAUGUCAAGUUUGGCAUUUACCCGUUGACUGCUUACGCCUUAGAAGCGGGACCUGUGCGGCUUACUACAUACCAACCCCAGAGUCCGACAGGUUCUAUGGACCAAUCCAUCCCGUCGGAUAGGAGCAGCACUGGCCCGAUUGACAUCGAAGUCAGACGGAUCGUCAAUACGAUGUGCAAUAUCAAACCACGAGACGAUGCUCAAAAUGACUUUAUGAUGACAAUUCUACUGCGGAUGGACGAUAAAAUGAAUCGUCAACUAACGUGUUCCAUAACAGAAGCGGACACUGCGUUGUCUCUCUCCCAAGAGUUAGUGCACUUCGGCUUCAUCAAUGAGUCGGACAAAGACAAGAUAUACGUUAUCAUCGAAGAGACACUGUCCGAGGGUCCUCAUUACAAGGAAGAUGACGAUCAAUCGUCAAUACCCACGGACGUCGAAUCAUCACCACCGUUGCAGAAACGAUCGUCAGCAGCUGCCACCCCGUCGUCGUCGUCCAGGCCCAGCGUCAUACGGUCGCCGGUAAAACGCGAUGGCAGUUAAUGAUAGCUACGUGGCCAACGCGAGUUGGUCACUCGGUUUUUGCCAACCCGUCGCCCGUCGACGAGGACCUUGCGGCAACAGAACGCGUACCGUUUAUAUUCGCUUCUUCCAAGUUUUAAAAGUAUAAAAAACACAUUACAGUACGUCAUCGUUACGAUAACGUCGACCAUAUUUCCUUCUACCGGUCAUCCGCGUCAAUUCAAAUCAAACAAACCGUGCGAAAAACAAAAGCGAAUUCAAUAAAAACGACCACCUCCCCUUGCAUACUAUACGUCAUACUCGUCAAGUUCUAAACACCCACAAACACACACACACUCAUAUUAUAUAUGUAUAAUGUGUAUAAAUAUAAGUUAACAUUUAUAUAUAUACAUAUAUACAUUAUGAUAGAACAUAAACGUAGACUUGAGUCACUAUGUUAUCCGUGUAUGUAUGUACGAGAGUAUAUUAUAUAUUCAAUUACGAUAAGUUUAAUAUUUUUUACUGAAUAUUAAUAAUAUAAUAAUAAUAAUAAUAGUAAAGAUAACGAUAAUAAUAAAAUAAUGUUUAAUUAGAAUAUGGUAAAAGACACCUAAAUUAUUUGUUUUAUAUAAUAAAUAUUAUAUUAUACUCAAUAUUAUAUUCAAUUAUUCAAUAUCCGUCGUACAAUUUUUAUUGUUAAUCACAUCAUAUUCAUUCCAACUAAAAAAUAAUAAUAAUAAUAAUAAAGAUUUUUAAAAAAUCGCUCAAUGUAAUUUUUAUAUAAUUAUUUUACUUUAUUUAUUUAUUUAUUUUUUUUUUUUAAGUAUUAUUAUUGAUGCUUUUAUUCAACGUGCUCUAUUUAUUAUUAUUGUUCACAUUCAUCAUUUAAACAUAUUAUUAUGUUUUAUUAUUAUCUUUUCUCAAACUUGUCGUUCAGUUACCUGUCUUUUUCGGCUAAUUAUUUAUUAUAUUAUAUUAUGUAUGGUCUCAAAAGUCGUAUGACCUUCCGCUAUUUACACUGUGUACAUGUAGAACUAUUUUAACACGUUUACUAUGUACCAAUUUAUGUCAUUCGCCUAACAAAUGUACGGUGUGUUGCGUUCAAAAUGUGAUAUGUUUUUAAUUAAAAAAAAAAGAAGAGAAAAUAUAUUAGAUUUAGGCUUUAUUAUAUUUUACGUAUGAUUUUUGAAUAUUAUGAUGAAUAUUACGUGUAAAUUAUUAAUGAUGAAUUAAAAACUGUGAUACUUACUACUAAAUAA
This is a messenger RNA of Aphis gossypii (cotton aphid), 3652 nucleotides long. It is a transcript of the gene Madm, whose product is annotated as nuclear receptor-binding protein homolog. The record is from RefSeq and is a predicted model, not a curated record. The coding region runs from base 768 to 2435 and encodes 555 amino acids. Lineage: Eukaryota; Metazoa; Arthropoda; Insecta; Hemiptera; Aphididae. The transcript is spliced from 10 exons. Gene Ontology annotation, biological process: endoplasmic reticulum to Golgi vesicle-mediated transport; intracellular signal transduction; protein phosphorylation. Gene Ontology annotation, molecular function: protein serine/threonine kinase activity; ATP binding. Gene Ontology annotation, cellular component: cytoplasm; endomembrane system.